Molecule: messenger RNA, 5460 nt
Organism: Funneliformis geosporum
Lineage: Eukaryota; Fungi; Glomeromycota; Glomeromycetes; Glomerales; Glomeraceae
Source: the annotation of a GenBank genome assembly
CAAUUACAUCAAUAUCAUGAUGCAUUGAAGGAUGCUAAGAAAGAAUUGGAAUCUAAGAAAGAAAUUGAAAGACUUUCUAUUCAAGAAGAUGCUAAAAUUUUAAAAAAGUUAGCUUAUAAUAAACUUGAAGAAUUAUAUGGGCGGCUUGAAGAUGACUUUCAGUUAAAUGUAGUUGUUAUGAUCCAAGAUGAUGAAUGCAAUGAAAAACAAAAAGAACAAGGAAUGGAUAAAGAUAUCGAGUUCGAGGAAUUCUUUUCAAAGUAUUCUGAAAUUCAAACACAGGCAUCAAAUAAUGAAAAAUUAGACACCAAUGAAGUAAAUGAAGCUAUUUGGAAAACAUUUUAUAACUUGUUAAAGAAUCCGUCGUUACUUUCAAGUUUACAAAUUUAUAAAGAUUAUUUUAAACAUCUGGGACUAAAAUCAUUAUUGAGUUUGCAUAAAUUUACUUUUGAAAUGAAUGAUAAUCAAAUUAAUGAAUAUGAUAAGCAAUCAAUCCUUUCUAAUUUAAAAGAUUCUGAUUCAGCAAUAAUUGACAAGUUAUUUGAUCAAGAAUUUUGUCCAAAUAAUUUAGAACUUAGAGAAUCAAUUAUAAAACUUUUCCGGGAUAAAUAUAACCAAUGGAAGAAUAAUAUCUUUUUAAAUGAUAUUGACAAAAUUGAACCAAAAUGGUCAGAUUAUAAGAAUAAAGUAACGGAAAACCUAAGAGUAGAACAUGAAAAAUUUAAGAGUAAUCUCGAAAGAAAUGCAUUCGAAAUAUUGAGCGCUUUAAUUGAAGCUAAAUUUCCUGAUGGUCCUUUAUUUAAGAUUAUAGAUAUAAGUAGUAAUUCAUUUACGAUAUUUCCGAAUUUUACGAUAAAUUAUGAGCUUGAUACUGUCCAACCAGCAAGAUUACAAAUAACGAUUUAUGAAACUAUGCUUGAACAAGAAGAUUGCUUGAAAAUUCAAGAAGAUGAAUUUCAUAUUCCCAAACCUAAAUUAUCAACUCCUGCCAAUGGACAAUAUGAUUUAACGACGUCGAUUGUAAUUGACAAUCCAAAAAUAUUUCGAACUUUACAAACAGGUAAAGACUGUCUUAUUGCAAUAAAUGAAUCAAAAGGGUUAAUUGGGAUAUAUGAUUUUAACCAUGGCAAGCUUAAUGUAUUUACCUUUGACGAGGAUCAAUUACAUUUAUAUCCACGUAAUUUAAAUAUUCAAAUCUUAGGAUGGUAUAAUAAUUCGGUUCCAGAUAUACAACAUUUUUUGUUUAUUAAGGAUACUGAAGAGCUAUGUUUUGUUGAAAAAAGUGGUCGUGCUAGAAUUUACAACCUUGUUAAUGGUCAAUUUCGAGCGGGGGUUUCUCAAUUUCCUUCUGAAUCCAUCGCAAUUUUAAGUUCACCUGAUGGUGCUUGUAUUGUUGCUUUUGUAAAAGAGCAAAAAAAAUCAAUCAAAUCAUUGGGUGAUGAAGGCGGCUAUAUAUCUAAUGAUCAAGAAAACAAUCAACUUUCAUCGAAAACUUUUGAAUCACCUAAAAAAAUCGUUAAGGCAUAUAUAUAUUUUUGUGCUGAAUUUGGAAAACCGGCAAGUAAAGUUAUUGAUAUGCCGCACAAUAUGCAAUCUUCGGAAUUUUUUCAAUUUUCUAUUUUACAUAAACGCCAAAUUCAUCUUACAACAUUUGAUAUAAAUAGUGGCAUAUUUCAUUCCGUAAUAAUUAAGAUAACACUUGAAAAAACGCAAUAUCGAUUUCAACAACUGUCUCGUAAAAAAUCACUUGGACAAGUUAAAUUUGAAUCUAUAACGGCUGAUAAAAAUUUUGAUGAAUCAAUAAUAAUUGGUAAUAAAACUAAUUUUACUAAAGACUUUAAAGGAGGAGAAAAUAUUGUUAUUAUGGGCGAAAGACAUAGGGUUUCUGAAGUAAUUUCUGAUGAACGAUUAAAAUUGGCUGGAAAUAUUUCUUACAUUUUGGGUAUCGAAUCAUGGCAAGAUUUUCGUAUUGAACCGAAAGCAAAACUUAAUGGGUUUAUAGAUUCAUAUAAAUUAAUGUUUGAAAAGUAUCCAAUCGAUAGUUGUAUUGAUAUUGAACAAAAUAAACCACUUAGUUUACAUAUAGUUUUGGAUAUUUUACAUGAUAAAGAUAUAGAAGAAUAUAGUACGAAAUUUGAGGACUACAUUUUAGAAAUGUUCAAAGAUCUAAAAAGAGAAACUAACAAGCCACAAACAAUUUUGAAAAAAUUCUCGAUAUUUGUGACAACUUUUCAGGAGCUUGAUAUCGUAAAUUUAAUACACGCAAAGAGAAAGAGGAUUGCAAAUAUUCAACUUGGUGAAUGGAUCAUACAGUUAUCAUGUUUAAUUCCGAUUCAAAUUGCCGUAGCGAAAAAUAAUCAAUUCCAACCAUUGCGUGAUGGUCUAUCAGAAAAUGGUAGAUUGGGAUUUGAUGAUGGUUAUCGUCCUGUAGAUAGUAUCGCGCGUAACAUUUCUUUUGGAUGGUAUGAGGGGAUCCUUAAAUAUUUUGGAGAUCGACAAGUUAAAGUAGUUUCAAGUAUGGGUGAGCAGUCUUGUGGAAAAUCAUAUUUACUAAACCAUCUUGUUGGAUCUACAUUCGAUGGUUCUGCUAUGCGUUGUACUGAAGGAGUAUGGAUGUCAUUAGUUAUUACUAAAAAAUUCAUUUAUGUCGCACUGGAUUUUGAAGGAUUAAAAUCCUUGGAAAGAACUCCACAAGAAGACUUGUUUUUGACUUUACUAAACACAAUCAAUCAAUUUGCUAUUAAUCGAGAUUUGUCGUCGAUGUUCCAAAGAUUUCAAGAUGGUGCAACUUUGUUUGAAGCGGAUUCAAAGAUCUUUCAGGCAAUGAAACUAAGGAGUGAUAUUGUUAGAGAAUUUUAUUCCCGAUUUGAACAAUUAGUAACAGAGGAAGGUGAAGAUAAUUUUAUCACUAAAAUGUACAAGGGUGGAUUAAAUAUUAUGCCAUGGCCAAUUUUUAACGAUGCUGCUUGGUUUAAAGCACUUGCUGAAGUUAAGAGCAUCCUUGAUGAACAAGAAACAAAAUAUGUAAAUGCUCGAAUCUUUUUACAAAAUAUUAAAGUAAUUAUGGCAAAAUUGAAAGUAUGUGAUUGGGGUUCAUUGGAUGAGAACUUGGUACAAAAUAGAGUAUCAACAUUAAAACGAUUACUUUACAAUGCUGUGUUUUGGGGUAUUGAACAAAAAAAUCUAACUGUUGAACAUUUAAUAAAUCGUGACUCAGGAAAGGACAUAGACGAUCCAAUAAUAUGUAUUUCGGAAAUAUUUGAUGAUUUAAGAGAGAAAGAAGCAGAAUUAAUGCUUGAUUCCGAACUUAUUCUAUUUGAAGAAAAUACAAAUUUUAUUCAUCUUUCAACCGAUUUGAGAACAUAUUUUGAGGAUAAAAUUCAACUACGCAAACUAAGUUCUAAUGAUGCAGAAUGGUUCAAGUCCCUGGUAAAGUUUUUCAAAUAUAUUAUUGAUCGAAGAAUAGUACGUGUACAAGAAUGGUUCAAACAAAAUACCAUUAGAUUUCCACAAGAUAAUAGUGAUAUAGUCAUCGCAAAAUAUACCUUGGAGCAAGAAAUCAGCAAACUUACAAAUUUUUGGACAUUAUGUGGAUUAACUUGUCAGACUUGCGGAAAACAUGCAUGCAAUAAAGCUAACCAUUUAUGUGGAAAUCGCUGUAGUCUUAGUGAAAAACGAAAUUGUCAAAAGAUUUGUGCAAAAGAAAUUGGACAUAAAGGCGAUAAUCAUCUUUGUCAAUCUAGUCGACAUAAUUGUGGUGAACCUUGCAGUCUUAAUACUCAUACAAUUAAAGGAGGUUAUCAAUGCUCAAACAAAUGCAUUAUGCCACAUGAAGUGGAACACUAUAUACAUAAAUGUGAAAAUGAGACGUGUCCAAUUCAAUGUCCUAUCAAAGAUUGUCAACGAAGAUGUCAAAGCAAUAAUCAUUUUCAUGCUUUAUCAGGCGUAAACCAUUUUUGCGGAAAUGAGCAUCAUUGUCUCAAAGACUGUGAUCAACCUGGUAUCUGUAAAGUACAUAUAGAACCUCAAAAGCAAAAAGAAAUAUACCAAGGAUUAGUCCAAGACACAUCAAUUGCAUUCACAAAGUAUAUACAAUUAAGUGAAAAAUUAAAGUGUAAUAAAAAGAUUCCUCCCAACGAAUUUGAGCAUGAUGGUCCGCAUAUUCAUGACAACUUUCAUUUUUGUGAUGUUAAAUGUCCAUUCUGUGAAUAUUAUUGUACAUUACCUUAUGGGCACACACAAAAACACGAAACUAAACAUGGAAACAUGAUUCAGACAGAAUUUACUUCUGAAAAUGAUGAAUUUGAAUAUGGAGGAUAUAAACUACGAAUAGGGGAUAAAGGAACCUUUUUAUUAUGUAAUCUGGUUUGUAAGGAAUUAGGUCGUCAUCGGCAUAUAGAUUAUUGCCAAAAUGAAGAAACUUGUAAAUUAGGAAAUCAAGGACAAGAUAUAAAACAUAUUGAUGGUGAAAUCAGUCCUAAUCCAGAAAUAAAAAAGGAUUUUGUAUCUCAUCGUUUAUUUUGGGAACAUCCUUAUUCAUCUCAAGAAUUACAGGAAUUUGCUAAAUGCGAUCAUGAAUGCCAAGAUGAAGUUCAUAACAAGCCACAGGAUACUAGUAAUGCAACAUUAUUUGCAAAAUCUUAUUGUGAAUUACCACUUUUCCAUCCUCCUUUAAAGGUAACCUCGCCUCUUUCGAAUAAUUUGGGUUAUAUUUCACUUGAUGGACAUCAUUUCACUUGUGAGAAUCCAAGUACGCGAGUAGCUGCUUUCCAUAUUAUAUUUGUAUUAGAUCGUUCAAGUUCAAUGAGCAAAAUAGAUAGAAAACCCAUUGAAAAUACUCCUAUUUGUGAAUUUUUAAAGAGAAACCAUAAUAAUAGACUUGGGGCUGUAUAUAAUGCGGUCUAUUCUUUUCUUCACACCCGUUUACAAACGAUACCUAAAUCGUCUCGUGUUCAAGAUGCAAUCUCAAUUAUUCUUUUUGAUGAACAAGCAGUCGCACCUUAUGUAAAUCAAAGCUUAACGGAUUCAAAUAUCAUAAUAAAUAAUUUAGUUCAAUAUUUUCCAAGUAUAGGGACUAAUUUUGAUUCAGCUAUAGAAAAAGCUGGACAGAUAAUUGACACGAAUUUUGAUCCCACAAAAGCGAAUAUUAUUAUUUUCUUAUCAGAUGGAGGAUGCGCUAUUCCUGAAUCAAGACUUAAAAACAUUUGUAAACAUAAUCAGAACAAAAAGUCACCAUUAUAUCUUUAUACAGUGCUCUUUAGCAGUAGAACUCACAGUUCGUCAUUAGAACAAAUGGCCGAGAUUGCGCAAUCCUAUCAUCCUCCAAAUUCUUCGUCCGUUGCUUUACGUUGUCAAUUUACUCGUGCUAUUGAUGAAGUUAAAUUAGUUGAUCAUUUUACUUGUGUUGCAGCAAGUUUGAGAAAACAUAAACCGGCUUUAUUAAAGAACUCGGUUUUGUAA